This is a messenger RNA of Sorex fumeus (smoky shrew), 1061 nucleotides long. It is a transcript of the gene ADAT3, whose product is annotated as adenosine deaminase tRNA specific 3. The coding region runs from base 35 to 1054 and encodes 339 amino acids. Gene Ontology annotation, cellular component: nucleus; cytoplasm. Gene Ontology annotation, molecular function: tRNA-specific adenosine-34 deaminase activity. Lineage: Eukaryota; Metazoa; Chordata; Mammalia; Eulipotyphla; Soricidae. The record is from RefSeq and is a predicted model, not a curated record. The transcript has a single exon.
UGUCUGUCUCCCGCAGUCGCCGCCCGCCGCGAGGAUGGAGGCCGCGCCGUGGCACGCGGUGCCCGUGCUGUCCGAGCAGCAGUCCGGCGACGUGGAGCUGGUCGCCGCCUACGCCGCCCCGGUGCUGGACCCGCGCCAGACGUCCCGCCUGCUCCAGGAGGUGUCCGCCCUGCACCCGCUGCCCGCCCAGACGCACCUCAAGCGGGUGCGGUCCAGCCCCGCCGCCGGCGGCCACGCGCUGGACCUGCUGCUGUGCCUGGCCGGGCCGGCCGGGGAUCCGGCCGGGGCCACCGCGGUGCCCUCGCUGGCCCAGCUGCUGCCCGCGCCGGCCGUGGACCCCCGCGGCCUGGGCGCCCCCUUCCGGGUGGCCGUGCCCGCGCGGCCGCCGCUCACCCGGCGCCAGUUCGAGGCGGCGCGGGCGCACUGGCCCACGGCGUUCCACGAGGACCGGCAGGUGACGCGCGCGCUGGCCGGCCAGCUCUUCUCGGCGCCCGAGCGGGCAGCGCUGCAGGCGCACAUGGAACGCGCCGUGCGGGCGGCGCGGGGGGCGGCGGCGCGGGGCCUGCGGGCCGUGGGCGCCGUGGUGGUGGACCCGGCGGGCGGCCGCGUGCUGGCCACGGCCCACGACUGCCGCAGCCCCCGCCAGCCGCUGCUGCACGCCGCCCUGGUGUGCCUGGACCUGGUGGCGCGGGGCCAGGGCCGCGGCGCCCUCCAGCUGGACCUGGCCGGCCACCCGGGCUGCUCGUACGCGCCGCCGCCCAGGGCCUGCGCGGGCGCCGUGCGCAAGCUGGACGAGGCGGACGCCGACGCCGACGGCCAGGUGCCCUACGUGUGCACCGGCUACGACGUGUUCCUCACCCGCGAGCCCUGCGCCAUGUGCGCCAUGGCGCUGCUCCACUCCCGCGUGCGCCGCGUCUUCUACGGGGCCGCCUCGCCCGACGGCGCCCUGGGCACCCGCUUCCGCCUGCACGCGCGCCCCGACCUCAACCACCGCUUCCAGGUCUUCCGUGGGGUGCUGGAGGCCCAGUGCCGCGCCCUGGACCCCGACCCGUAGGCGCACC